Molecule: messenger RNA, 1218 nt
Organism: Phyllostomus hastatus (greater spear-nosed bat)
Lineage: Eukaryota; Metazoa; Chordata; Mammalia; Chiroptera; Phyllostomidae
Gene: MRPL40
Product: mitochondrial ribosomal protein L40
Exons: 5
Coding region: 487-1107 (206 amino acids)
Cellular component (GO): mitochondrial large ribosomal subunit; mitochondrial ribosome
Source: RefSeq, a predicted model, not a curated record
CGCAGCUCCCGGGCAACGCCGGAAGUCACGGCUUGCACCUGCCAAAUCUCCCCGGCGGGAAACCGCUCCCCACGCGGACGGGGCCGCCCAGGCUCCACUGUCGACGUGGACACUUAGACUUGGAGUGGAGGGAUAUCCCCACGGCCAUUUCGGCAACACUGCGGAGUCUUGGCCCUCGUAGGGAUGCACCCUGACGAGGUAGAGGAGUGACGUUCGGACAGAGAAAAGAGGACACACUCUGGCGCCUGGGGCAAGGAGCUCAGGGCAGGGCAGGGCCAGGCGUGAUCCAACCCACCGUUCGGGGCGUGCCCGUGCGCCGCUACUACGUCCGGGCCCGCCAAGAGUGAUUCGGCACGCGCGGAUCGCGCCCCAGGGUGGAACUAGGGAGUGUGGAUCGACGGCACGGUCGGACCGUAUCGCGAAGCACAGCGGGACCCACGGCCGAGGUGCGCGCAGUGAAGCAGCCGGUUGGCUGCCUUAGAAGCUAUGGCUGCUCAGGUGCUGGGAGCUACCGCGCGCGCUCUGUGCUCGCGGUGCUGGCGACUGGGAACUUGGCAGACACAGAUUAGAGACACCCACCAGAGAGCCUCAUUGUUGUCCUUCUGGGAACUCAUUCCCAUGAGAGCAGAACCUCUGCGGAAGAAGAAGAAGGUAGAUCCUAAAAAAGACCAAGCUGUGAGAGACCGUUUGAAAAAGAGGAUCCGACGACUAGAAAAGGCUAGCCAGGAGCUAAUUCCCAUUGAAGAUUUUAUUACGCCUGUGAGGUUCUUGGAUAAAGUGAGACAGCGGCCUCAGGUAGAGCUCUCCUUUGAGGAGGCUGAGCGGAGAGCUCUGCUUCUGAAGAAAUGGUCCCUGUACAAGCAGCAAGAGCAUGAGAUGGAGAGGGAAGCCAUCAAGUCCAUGCUUGAGGCCCAGCAGGAAGCUCUGCAAGAGCUGAAACUCAUGUCCCAGGAGCUGCAUGGGGAGGCCAUCAAGCGGGACCCUAGUCUGUUCCCCUUUGAGAGAGAAGGGCCAACUUACACACCACCAAUCUCCAACUACCAGCCCCCUGAAGGCAGGUACCACGACAUCACCAAGGUAUAUACACAAGUGGAAUUCAAGAGGUAGAGCUGGAGGCAGCCAUCUGAACACUGUGCCCUUCAGAGCCAGAAUGACCAGGGCUCAAGUCCACUUGUCACAGUAUGAGGCAUGCUGAGAAUAAAUGUAAGUGUAACCAAG